AUGGACGCAUAUAGGGACUGCUGUGCUGGUAAGGGAUCCCGAACAAAGGAAAAGCAAUUGUACCAGCAGUUCUACAAGAAAAGUAGACUUGCUUCCUGCCCCGGCGGGAGUGGGUGGCGCCCCGGGGAGAAGUGCCAGGAAUGGGGCCCUCCAGCUGGGCUGGGGCUCUCCUGCGGCUGCAGCAGAGCAGGGGCUCCCCGCCGCAGCCGCGUCCCUCCCGUAGGCCCAUGGCAGCGGCGUCCUUGGCGCCCAAUUGCAAGCGGCUCCCCACCUUGGGCGCCUCUUUGCAGCCAGAGCGGCUGCGGCACCUGGGUGCGCUGGGCCACGGGCGGCGCCGGCGGGGAGCGCUCUGAGCAGCCGAGCCGGCCGGGCAGCGAGGAGCUGCUGACGGCGGCGGAGAAACGGAUCGUGGCGCUGCACCGGGAGGCCUGCGCGGCUGGCCUGCAAAACUAUGUGGAUCCAGUUACUGGCUAUUUAGUGUUCACCAAAGUUGCCCACUUGCAGAGAGGUAAAUGCUGUGGUUCUGCAUGCAGACAUUGUCCAUAUGAUCAAGCUAACGUAAAAAACCCGUCCAAAAAGAAGCGGUUCAAUUCAUUUUUUUAUACUUGACGAUCAGUGCAUUUGCCAUCUACGAUGCAGAAACCUAAGCCAGGAUCAGUUCUUUGUGGCUUCGACUGCAUUAAUAUUGGCAUUCCUUUUAUUGAUGCUGGGUUAUUUGAAUACAUUUCAAUUGUAAUAAAAACCAAGCUAAACCGUG
Trachemys scripta elegans is the source of this 757-nucleotide messenger RNA. It is a transcript of the gene C8H1orf53, whose product is annotated as chromosome 8 C1orf53 homolog. The transcript is spliced from 4 exons. The record is from RefSeq and is a predicted model, not a curated record. Bases 1 to 609 code for a protein of 202 amino acids. Lineage: Eukaryota; Metazoa; Chordata; Testudines; Emydidae.